GUGGUUCUUGUGUGUAGUUUGGGCGUGGGUGUGAUACGGAAGGAGUCCAUGUCCAAAUGCGACAAAACCUGACUAUAUUCAGGUUUGGACUGAUGUCACAAGUAACAUUUGUCCUGUACAAGUACCAGGAUUUUGGAACACUAGUUUUUAUAAAGAUAUUCUACUAUGUGCCCCUGAAGGUCCAUCAAUCAACAAAUAUAUGGAAUCAUUUUGAAAAAAAUUGUUCUGUCUACAUAGCCUUGAACAAAAUGGAAGUGGAGGAAGCAAAUAAUUUAGCGAAGAAGCAUUCUCUGCUCAGUGAUGAAGAACAAACCAAAACUGAACAGUACAAAAGGAUCAAGCUUUCAGAACCUGGUAUAUCUUCAGACCAGUCUGGUAUUAAUAAGCAUGCUGAAGUACUUGAAGGUGGUUUGCAAGCAGUCCCUUCUAUACCAGAUGAGAAUACUGAGAAAGAAGGUGCGGAAGAAAUAGACAACGCUGUGUUUGAGGAAGAUGAAGAAGGUGAUGGAGACAGUUUUGCUGAUAUGAUGAAAUAUGGCUUAGUUGAGCAAGAUGUUGGAAUCACAAAAUUUGUCAGCACUCACCAAGGUUUCUCAGGAAUUCUAAAGGAAAGGUAUUCAGAUUUUGUUGUUCAUGAAAUAAACAAGGAUGGCAAAAUAGUUGUUCUGGAUGAUUUGUCUGUACCAGCUAAUGAUGAGGAACCUUCGGAGGACAUUUUUUCCAUUUUGUCCGAUGAAGACAAGCAGCAUUUAGAAGAUCUUCAACACUUUAAGAAUAAGGAAGACUCUGUUGUAAUAGAGGUAAUUGAAGAUACUAAAGAAAAAAGAACAAUUAUUCAUCAGGCCGUGAAAAGUUUCUUUCCUGGGCUAGAGACUAAAACUGAAGAAAGAGAUGGAAAAAAAUUUAUUGUAGCCUAUCACGUUGCUGGGAAGACUGCAUUGGCAAAUCCCAGAAAGCAUUCGUGGCCCAAAAACAGGGGGACCUACUGCCACUUUGUACUUUAUAAAGAAAACAAGGACACAAUGGAUGCAAUUAAUGUAUUGUCUAAAUUUCUAAGAGUAAAACCAAAUAUAUUUUCUUACAUGGGAACCAAAGAUAAGAGAGCUAUAACAGUACAAGAAAUUGCAGUUGUAAAAAUCACAGCAGAGAGGCUUUCUCAUCUUAACAAAUGUUUAAUGAACUUCAAGCUAGGGAAUUUCAGUUAUAAAAAAUAUCCCCUGAAGUUGGGCGAGUUGCAAGGAAAUCAUUUUACAGUUGUUCUGAGGAAUAUCACUGGAUCAAGUGAACAGGUAGAGCAAGCAAUGACUUCACUGAGGGACGUUGGAUUUAUUAACUAUUAUGGAAUGCAGAGAUUUGGAACAACAGCAGUUCCUACUUAUCAAGUAGGAAAAGCAAUUCUGCAUAACAAAUGGAGUGAAGUUGUGGAUCUAAUCCUAAAACCUCGACCUGGAGCAGAGAGAGGUUAUCUUGUAAAAUGCAGAGAAGAAUGGGCUAAAACCAAGGAUCCUGAGGCUGCACUGAAAAAGCUUCCAGUGAAACGGUGUGUAGAAGGACAGUUACUGCGAGGGCUGGCAAAAUAUGGAAUGAAGAACAUUGCAUCAGCAUUUGGCAUGAUUCCAAGAAACAAUCGACUAAUGUACAUUCACAGUUAUCAGAGCUAUGUGUGGAAUAAAAUAGUGAGCAAAAGGAUUGAAGAAUAUGGACUUAAAGCUGUGCCAGGAGAUUUGGUACUGAAAGGAGUAACAGCAGUUCCAAUUGAGGACUCUGAUGUGGAGAAACAUACUAUACAUGACGUAGUGAUGCCCUUGCCUGGAUUUGAUGUUCUGUAUCCAAAACAUGAAAUUGGCAAGGCUUACGAAGAAAUGAUGGCUGCAGAUGGCUUAGAUAUAAAUAAUAUGAAACACAAGAUUAGAGAUUAUUCCUUAUCAGGAGCAUACAGGAAGAUCAUUAUUCGCCCUCAGAAUGUCACCUGGGAAACUCUAGUGUAUGAUGAUAACAAAAUUCCAUUGGUUCACACUGAUCUGGAAAAGCUGGAAGGAACACCUAUGCCUGAAUUUUCUAAAGAUGGUAAAUAUAAAGCCCUGAAGAUGGAUUUCUCACUUCCUCCCUCCAGUUAUGCUACUAUGGCUAUUCGAGAGGUGCUCAAAAUAGACACAAGCAUCAAAAAUCAAACUCAGCUCAACACAGUCUGGUUGCGAUAACCUGAUAAUUGUUAUGAGAAUCUGUACGAAAAUGUAAUGUGCUGUAUUUCAAUGAGUAUUGUUUUGUAACAGUUGCUAAAAUGCUACUUUUAUUUUUAUUCACAUAAGCAAACUAAUUAUUUUAAGAUUGUUUUAACAUUGGAGAAUUGAUU
Molecule: messenger RNA, 2353 nt
Organism: Hemiscyllium ocellatum (epaulette shark)
Lineage: Eukaryota; Metazoa; Chordata; Chondrichthyes; Orectolobiformes; Hemiscylliidae
Gene: pus7
Product: pseudouridine synthase 7
Exons: 17
Coding region: 57-2201 (714 amino acids)
Biological process (GO): pseudouridine synthesis
Cellular component (GO): nucleus
Molecular function (GO): RNA binding; pseudouridine synthase activity
Source: RefSeq, a predicted model, not a curated record